GCUCACCAUGGCCGAGUUGCUGCGGAGCCUGCAGGAUUCUCAUCUCGUCGCCCGCUUCCAGCGCCGCUGCGGGCUCUUCCCGGCGCCGGAUGAAGGAGCCCCAGAGAGCGGCGCGGGCCCCGCGGAGGACGCGGCGCUGGCGCCGGGCCCCGGGCAUCUCUCUGCGGCCAAUGGCAAGGGCGGCUGGGGGCCGGCUAACGGGCUGCGGAGAGUCUUGGCCCCGCAGGCUUCUGCACAGAAGUACAUUGUGAAGAAUUAUUUCUACUAUUACCUCUUCAGAUUCUCAGCGGCUUUGGGUCAAGAAGUGUUCUACAUCACCUUCCUUCCAUUCACGCACUGGAAUAUUGAUCCUUAUUUAUCCAGAAGACUGGUCAUCAUAUGGGUUCUGGUGAUGUAUGUUGGCCAGAUAGCCAAGGAUAUCCUGAAGUGGCCCCGCCCCUUCUCCCCUCCCGUCGUGAAACUGGAGAAGAGAGUGAUUGCUGAGUACGGAAUGCCAUCGACUCACGCCAUGGCGGCCACCGCCAUCUCCUUCACCCUCCUCAUCUCUACGAUGGACAGAUACCAGUAUCCCUUUGCUUUGGGGUUGCUGAUGGCUGUGGUGUUUUCCACCUUGGUGUGUCUCAGCAGAGUCUACACCGGGAUGCACACGGUUCUGGAUGUGCUGGGCGGCAUCCUGGUCACCGCAGUCCUCAUUGUCCUCACCUACCCCGCCUGGACCCUUAUCGAUCGCCUGGACUCGGCCAGCCCCCUCUUCCCCGUGUGUGUCAUCGUGGUGCCGUUCGUCCUGUGUUACAACUACCCCGUGUCCGACUACUACAGCCCCACCAGGGCUGACACCACCACCAUCAUGGCCGCGGGGGCGGGGGUGACCUUAGGGUUCUGGAUCAAUCACUUCUUCCAGCUCGUGUCCGCGCCCACCGAGUCUCUCCCUGUCCUUCAGAACAUCCCGCCGCUCACCACCGACAUGUUAGUUUUGGGCCUGACCAAGUUCACUGUGGGAAUCGUGUUGAUCCUCCUGGUUCGCCAGCUUGUACAGAAUCUCUCACUGCAAGUGUUAUACUCGUGGUUCAAGGUCGUCACCAGGAACAAGGAGGCCAGGCGGAGACUAGAGAUCGAAGUGCCUUACAAGUUCGUCACCUACACGUCCGUUGGCAUCUGUGCGACCACCUUCGUGCCGAUGCUGCACAGGUUUUUGGGAUUGCUCUGAAGCUCAGGUAGCUGGAAGGGAGCCCACUGGACAGGAGAGCCAGAACAGGAAAGCAGUUGGGUGGGCAAGUUUUGACAUCACCUUUUUCUUAAAAAAAUUAUAAUAAUCCUAAAUCAUAUGUCUGUUUUGCUGAUGUCUGAGAUAAAUGUUGCUGCUAUGUGAAGGGAAAUAGUCCCCUGGGGGCCGUCAGUGUGGAAGCAUCGUGCCCCAGGUGAAGCCAGGCUAAAAACCCAGGUCAGUUCUUUAAGGGUGGGUCCCCCACCCCCACGGCCCCUGGACCUAGUCGUGGGCUGGCAGGAAUCGUGGCCUGGCUCGGGAGAUCCGAGAGAGACAGGCAUGAUCUGAGGCUGGAGGCCAGGCGUCUCCAGUUACGACCUUGCCCAUCCCCGAGUCUCAGAUCCAAACUUGGUUGGUCCGGAGAAGGGGCGUCGCUGCGUAGGACUGCAUUCCUUGGACAGGGCGGUUUUGUUUUUGUUACGAUAGACCGCGCCCGCUUGGGUGGCAAGAGCGCCCUGGGCCUCCCUGUAGGGCGAUAAGAGGUGGGAGAGACCCUGUGUCCCCCGAGUCCCGCUGUCUGUGGGUGUGGGUGUUGACACAGCAUCUGCCCCUCCUCGUGAGUGUUGCAGAGUUCCGGGUAGGCUUUCCAUGCUCUUCUGGUCCAGGGAAGCCGCUAGCUUCAUCUGGGCUCCUCAGAGUGUUCUGCUCUCUCCUGCCUCACAGGGACUUGGGGCCAGCCCUCUGCCCACCGUUAGGUGUUUCUUUUUGUUUCGUUUUUUUUGUUGUUGUUGUUUUUGGU
Suricata suricatta (meerkat) is the source of this 2003-nucleotide messenger RNA. RefSeq names its product sphingosine-1-phosphate phosphatase 2 (gene SGPP2). NCBI's taxonomy places the organism in Eukaryota, Metazoa, Chordata, Mammalia, Carnivora, Herpestidae. The transcript has 5 exons. The record is from RefSeq and is a predicted model, not a curated record. Gene Ontology annotation, cellular component: endoplasmic reticulum membrane. The coding region runs from base 8 to 1207 and encodes 399 amino acids. Gene Ontology annotation, molecular function: sphingosine-1-phosphate phosphatase activity. Gene Ontology annotation, biological process: sphingosine metabolic process; phospholipid dephosphorylation.